This is a messenger RNA of Polychytrium aggregatum, 360 nucleotides long. RefSeq lists its product as uncharacterized. The transcript is spliced from 2 exons. The coding region runs from base 1 to 360 and encodes 119 amino acids. The record is from RefSeq and is a predicted model, not a curated record. NCBI's taxonomy places the organism in Eukaryota, Fungi, Chytridiomycota, Chytridiomycetes, Polychytriales.
AUGCAAUCCAUCCGAGAGCACAAAUUCGUCGUGCAGAUUGCUAUCCCAACGGUCGUGACGUCGACCAAGAUCACGCAACACCCGCCAAACUGUGUCAUAGGCUUGCCGAUGGAGGGCUCGCUCAAACCUGAUGUGGUCCUCGGUCUAUGCUAUGCGAGCGGCGAAAGUGCUGCCCAGGACUUCGCCACCGUCAUCAAAUUGUAUUCCGAGGCUGCCUAUCAGGGAAGACUAGCCGCGCAAGAAGCUAAUGGCUCGGGCCAAGAGAAGGGAGCAGAAGACUUUGAGCAGCUCAAUGACGGGAGACACAGCGACGGCAAGCUCUGGAUAAGAAUAUGCUUCAAUGACGGCCGUGGAACUUGA